GGCCAAUACGGACUGGAACAGUUCAUUACUCAUUAAAAUUUUACUUUUCACAUUACGAAUGCACGAGUAACGUCAGCGUGUCGCGACGCGCGAUUGUGUGGAACAUUCAAUGCGUUAUUGUUUCGAAAGGUGGGUGUUUCUGUGAGUUGUGCACUGAUUUCGGUGGUUUUAUUCGGCGAUAUCAUAUAUUGGAUAUUUGAGUUUUAAAGUUUUCACUGCGAGAUGGAGCGAUCCUUGCAGGAUCGUGAUCGUGUUGGCGUGCAGGACGCCAUUUUGUUGGAGGAUUAUACUAAUCAGAAGGUUUUUGUCGAGAAUUUGGAGAAAAGGUUCAAUGGGAAUGCUAUUUACACAUACAUUGGUCAAGUAUUAGUCUCUGUGAAUCCUUACAAGGAGCUUAAUAUAUACACGCCCAGUCACGUGAAAGCUUAUCAGAACAAACACGCAUUCGAAAAUGCACCUCAUGUGUUUGCGUUGAGUGAUUUAGCCUACAGAGCUCUAUUGCAUGAAAAUCGCGAUCAAUGCGUAUUGAUUUCAGGUGAAUCUGGUUCUGGUAAGACCGAAGCAUCUAAGAAAAUUCUGCAAUAUGUUGCGGAUGUGACAGAUCGAAAGGGAAACGUGGAAAAUGUCAAAAAUAAACUUUUACAGUCAAAUCCAGUGUUGGAAGCGUUCGGAAACGCGAGGACUAAUCGCAAUGACAACUCCAGUCGCUUUGGAAAGUACAUGGAUAUUGAAUUUAACUUUGAGGGUAAUCCAGUCGGUGGCAAUAUACUCAACUACCUAUUGGAAAAGUCACGUGUCAUUAAUCAAGUCCCUGGAGAGCGAAAUUUCCAUAUUUUCUAUCAACUUUUAGCAGGUGCUGAGGAUUCACGUCUUGAAGACUUAGACCUGAAGAGAUCUCCAGAGAAUUACUUUUAUUUGAGUAAUGGCAGUCAAUCAAACACCAAUUUGAUCAACGAUGCAAGUGGUUAUCAUGACGUUGUCAACGCAUUAUCAGUGAUUGAGUUCACCGAAACAGAAAAAAAUGAUAUGUUCAACAUAGUUGCCAGUAUCCUCCAUCUUGGAAACGUCAAAUUCGUCGAAGACGAAGGAAUUGCUUCUAUAAACAAAUUGGAAAGUGUAGAGUCCAUUUCAAAGUUAUUAGGCUGCAGUGUAGAAUUAUUACGUAAAUCUCUUACCCACCGCACCCGUGAGGCCCGCAAAGACGUGGUAACCUCCCCAUUGAACAAAGAAACCUCAAUCUACGCCCGCGAUGCCCUCGCCAAAGCAAUCUACGACCGCCUCUUCACCUGGCUGGUAAACCGCAUCAACACCUCCCUACAAGCCGAACGCACAAACCGCAAUCAAGUCAUGGGCAUCCUAGACAUCUACGGCUUUGAAAUCUUCGAAACCAACAGCUUCGAACAACUCUGCAUCAAUUUCUGUAACGAGAAACUCCAACAACUCUUCAUAGAGUUAACCUUAAAAUCCGAACAGGAAGAAUAUCUACGUGAAGGCAUCGAGUGGCAGAACAUCGAGUACUUCGACAACAAAGUCAUCUGUGACUUAGUUGAAGAGAAACAUAAAGGUAUCAUCGCCAUUAUGGACGAGGAAUGUCUCCGACCAGGUGAUGCAACCGACAUGACACUCCUAAUGAAAAUGAAUCAAAAUCUACAUUCACAUAAACACUACAUCAGUCAUCAGAAAGCUGACGCUAAACUCCAAAAGAAAAUGCGUCGAGAUGAAUUCCAACUGGUGCAUUACGCCGGUACAGUUACCUACAACGUGAAGACUUUUAUAGAGAAGAACAACGAUUUACUCUUCCGGGAUUUGAAGGACGCCAUGAUCAAUUGUAAGAAUUCCAUUGUCAAUUCCAUCUUCACUGCGAAGGAACAAGAGAGUAUGAAGCGUCCGGAGACAGCAAUCACGCAAUUCAAGAAUUCGUUGAAUAAAUUGAUGAAGAUUUUGAUUGUUAAGGAGCCUAAUUACAUCAGGUGUAUUAAACCCAAUGAUCAUAAGAGUUGUAAUAAGUUUGAUGAGGAUUUGGUCAAUCACCAAGUGACUUAUCUUGGUUUGAUGGAGAAUUUGAGGGUUAGGAGAGCUGGGUUUGCUUAUAGGAGGACCUAUGAGUUGUUUUUGGAGAGGUAUAAGUGUCUGGCGAAGGAAACAUGGCCGCAUUAUCAUGGAUCAGCGAAAGAUGGCGUUCAGGUACUAGUGUGUAAACUAGGUUAUGAAAAAGAUGACUACCGAAUGGGUAAAACUAAAGUCUUCAUUCGGUAUCCUAAAACCUUGUUUGAAACUGAAGAUGCGUAUCAAGCGAAGAAGCAUGAUAUUGCUUCGUAUUUACAAGCACAUUGGAAGGGAUAUCUGCAAAGGAAGAAGUAUUUGCAUUUCAGGACAACUGCGAUUAUUGUCCAGAAGUGGAUUCGGAGAUUUUUAGCUCGUAGAAGGGCUGAGAAGAGGAAACAAGCUGUUGUUACCAUCAGAAAGUUUGUUGAAGGUUUUAUUACCCGGAAUGGUCCCAAAACGGAUCUAAAUCGUAAAUUUGUUGAGUUGGCGAAGUUUCAUUGGUUAAAUCGUCUUGCAAAGGCUUUGCCCAAGUCUGUUUUGGUUGAUUAUUGGCCGCCAUGUCCACAUUCAUGUCAGGAAGCUUCUGCGUUGUUGAAGAAGAUGCAUCGUGUGCAUUUAUCACGUGUGUAUAGAUAUAACCUUACUUCUGAGCGUAAACGUCAUUUGAAGAUGAAGGUUCUUGCUGAGAAAGUUUUUGACGGGCAGAAGAAGAGCUACAAAGCUAGUAUUCCGUAUUUGUUUAAAACUGAGAGGAUUAGUGAGGAGAUUCAGCUUGUUUAUAAGGCGUAUGUGAAUACUUUACAAGCGGAGAAGAUUAAGUAUUCGACUAUGAUGACUAAAUAUGAUCGACAUGGAUAUAAACCGCGUGAUCGUGUGAUGAUUAUCACGAAUGCGAAUGUCUACAUCGUGGAGAUAAAGAAUUCGUCGACGACGAUGAAGCAUAAACUGCAAUUGCAGGAUAUUUCGCUUGUGAUUACAAGCGAGAAUGAUAAAAUGUUGAUGAUUAAGCUGCCUGAAGAGUUGAUUAAGAAGGAAAAGGGUGAUAUUAUUCUGGAAGUGCCGCAUUUGAUUGAGUGUGUCACGCAGAUCAUUGCUGCGAGGAACGAUCCUGGAAUGCUCACCAUUGAAGAUAAGAAAAAUAUUGAGCACAAAAUGGUUGGAAAACAAGGCAUUAUCGAUGUGAAACUUGGACGUCCUGAGAGUAUUGUAAAGGAUAAAUCAGGACAUUUAUUGAUUACUGCAUCUCCAUGAUUUAACUACCAGAAAGCUUCAAAACUAGUGCCAUUAAGUGAUUUUUUAAAUUAAUAACUUUGAAAUUAUCAGACUUUUAUUUACAUGUUAUUAUUUUAACAUUUAACUUAUACAAAUAAACUUAUUUACCAAAAAUACAA
Molecule: messenger RNA, 3437 nt
Organism: Dalotia coriaria
Lineage: Eukaryota; Metazoa; Arthropoda; Insecta; Coleoptera; Staphylinidae
Gene: Myo61F
Product: Myosin 61F
Exons: 12
Coding region: 223-3297 (1024 amino acids)
Biological process (GO): vesicle transport along actin filament; actin filament organization
Cellular component (GO): cytoplasm; actin cytoskeleton; vesicle
Molecular function (GO): microfilament motor activity; actin filament binding; ATP binding
Source: RefSeq, a predicted model, not a curated record